Messenger RNA from Ceratitis capitata (Mediterranean fruit fly), 2164 nucleotides. RefSeq lists its product as uncharacterized. Bases 185 to 2110 code for a protein of 641 amino acids. The transcript is spliced from 8 exons. Gene Ontology annotation, molecular function: serine-type endopeptidase activity. Gene Ontology annotation, biological process: proteolysis. The record is from RefSeq and is a predicted model, not a curated record. Lineage: Eukaryota; Metazoa; Arthropoda; Insecta; Diptera; Tephritidae.
UCAUUUGAUAUAUCCGAGUUGCAGCGCCAAAACAGCAACAGUAGCAAUCGAGUAGUCACGGUAUUGGCCCAUAUAUUGAACAAUUAAAGCGCGUCGCUUUCAGUGGCUGCAAUAAAGAUAGGCAUCUCGUUGUCUACCGAAUUCGUAUUGGCAUAUAAUAAAUUAUUUAAAUCACGGCAAAACCAUGAAUUCUCAAGGGAUUUUCUGGUUCCUGGUGAUUUAUGCCUGCCUGAUACAGCGACUGGUGCGGAGUAUAAAAAACCCACUCGAAAAUCAACGUUCAAAUCAACCGAAAAUAAUUAACGGCACUGAGGUGAAGUGGGAAGGCACGAGGCAUCAGGUUUCGGUGCGUUUGACAGCGAGUGAUUGGUUUUUCGGCGCUGGUCAUAUAUGCGGUGGAUCGCUUAUCUCACCCAGAGCCGUGCUAACCGCGGGACACUGUAUAUGGAGCGCAAGCGCUGAAAGUUAUCGCAAUGCUAGUGAAUUCUCCGUUGUUAUGGGAAAUUUGAAUCGUUAUCAACAUGAUAACGACACACUGUCGAUCGGUGUAAAUAAAAUCUCGGUGCAUAGCAAUUUCAAUGCCUCCACAUAUGUAGGUGAUGUGGCAAUAUUGCAUUUGGCUGCUGCAGUGCCAUCAAAUUUUACACGCGCACAUGCAAUACCAUUAAACAGUGAACGAAAUUUGCGCGCAAAUACGCGUUGCGAAGUAACCGGUUGGGGUCGCACCGAAAAUGACGCUUACUCGCCCGAAUUAAUGAUUGUGGAAGUGGCUAUUGUGAAUAGAACACUAUGCGCUACAAAUUAUGGUGAAUUCAUACGUGAUGGCAUGAUUUGUGCUGGUUACAUGGCGGGUGGUCGUGACGCUUGUGUUGGCGAUUCGGGUGGUCCACUGGUGUGUGGUGGUCAGUUGGUGGGCGUUGUGUCAUUUGGUGUGGGCUGUGCGCAGCCGGGUUAUCCAGGCGUUUACGCUGAAGUGGCUAAUUACUUGCAAUGGAUAAAUAAUGAGACAAAGUCGUUUGUGGAGAUUGACGGUCUGGGUGAUCCUGAGGGUUUUGUUGGGGGUGAAACAGAAGGUGGCUUAGCUGGUGUUGACAAUGCUGCUGGCAAUGGUUCUAUGCACGGUGGUACUGUUAUCAAUACUAGUGGUGCGUGUGGUUGUUUGUUGUCGGCGGCAAGUGUGAUUUUUGGGCUGCUUUUCUCAAGUGUGUGCCUCACAUUUUGUAACUUUUUACAAGCACAACUAACAGCGGCGACACCAAAUGGUCAUACGGUAAGUUUUGAAAUAGACGGCCGUAUUAUCAAUGGCACUGUGGCCACCUUGAAUGCCACAAAACAUCAAGUCUCAAUUCGACGACGUCUCAACGAUGGCUAUUUCUUUGGCACAGGACAUCUCUGUGGCGGCUCCUUGAUCAGUUCCGAUAUAGUGUUAUCAGCAGCGCAUUGUUUCGUGAAUUACGAUAUCAACACGGGCGUUUUCCGACCGGCUGAAGACUACAUCGUAGUUAUGGGCAACUUGGAUCGUUUUGAACAAAAUAACACGCUUAUCUACGAUAUUUCAAAGAUUGUCUACAACGUCAGCAUGUUCAAUUUGACCACAUAUGAGAAUGAUAUUGCGUUGGUGUUUCUAAAUGAUUCGGUGCCCGUGAAUUUCACCAGAUCUCAACCAAUAUCGCUUAACACACAAGAAGUUCUCGAUAAUACAGUUUGUCAAGUGACAGGCUGGGGUCAAACUGAAAACGGUUAUUUAUCGGAUGUGCUGCUAACAGUUGAUGUGCCCAUAAUUAAUGACACCGCUUGUGCCACUCAGACGAAUUUCGCAACCGGUAUAUUACGCAAUGGCAUGCUUUGUGCUGGCUAUCCCGAAGGACAGCGUGACGCCUGUGGUGGCGACUCGGGUGGUCCGCUGGUAUGUAACAAUAAACUGGCCGGCGUCGUCUCGUGGGGUAUUGGUUGUGCUCUUCCAAAUCUACCUGGUGUCUAUACAAAUGUAUCGUAUUGGUCGAAAUGGAUUGAAGAACAUUCGAGUGUUAGUGGAGGUGUGGGUAAAAAUGAAAUUUCUACCUUCUUGGGUCUUCUAGCAGCUGCCUGUGCUUUGUUGUUGAACAGUUAGAGUUUGUUGCUCUUUUGGUGAUAUUUUAUUAGCUUGUAUGUAGGGAAGUAUAUG